AUGAAUCCCUCAACAUUUUUCCUAGUUACAAAAUGUCUAAAAUCAAUACAUUAUGCCACUGUAAGAAAUUGUGCCAGUAGUUCUCAGUUAAAAGAACCUACAGUAACGAUACUCAAUGCCUCUACUAAAAUCGGAAGAAACCUAGCACUGUUACUGAAGCAGAGCCCCUAUGUGGGGGAGCUGCGAUUGCACGACACUAACAACAAUGUGUGUGCCGUAGCCGAAGAUCUAAGUCACAUAGACACCAAGGCAAAGGUGAAGUCUUUUGGUGGUAAAACUGCUAUGAAACAUGCAAUAUUGGAUGUGGAUGUAGUUGUGGCAGUAGGAGGCUGCAGAAGUUCUCUUAGCCAGACGCCAAAGCUUCUGUUUGAAAAAAAUGCUGAUGAUGUCAGGCUAAUAACUCUACACAUGGUUGAAUUCAAUCCAAAAGCUGUACUUUGUUUGGCGAAACCUCCAAUUGAAGCGAUGGUACCCCUAGUAUCACAAGAGUAUAAGAAAGCUGGUGUUUACGACAGCAGAAAAAUUAUUGGAAUCACCUCAAUGGCAACCAUGAAAGCAAAUUACUAUGUCGCUGCCGCUAGUGGUAAAAACCCCGCCAAUAUUCUAUGUCCUAUUGUCGGGGGAGUAAGCUCAAACUGCUUAGUGGGUGUCCUAUCGCAAGCCAAACCAAACCUUGGAGACAAUCAUAUCAAAGUUCAGAAUAGCCUAGCGAAUAGUGAGGAUGAUGUUUUGAGGCAGUAUGCAGAUUGCGGAACAAUAUGCUUUUCUCCGGCACUCGCCAUUUCAAGAUUCAUAAAUUUAUUGUUAAGGGCCCUUAUGGGAGACACGAAUUGUGUAGAUUGUGCUUUUGUCGGGCAAACCGGGCACAUCGGACAAUUUUUGCCAUACAUGGCUUCGAUUGUACGAUUAGGGCGUCAGGGUGUAAUGUCCAGCCACAUGCCGAGAGUGAAUGGCGACGAGGCGCACCGCCUAAAAAUGGCGUCUUUCUUUAUAAGAGACCUCAUCAGCUUAGGCGAGUCCUUUGUCACGGGCGAAAUCAGACCACCGAUUAAGUUUGGCUUGAACCUAUCAAAACAAUCAAACAAAGAACAGUGCAUCGACAGAAAUUUAUCAGUCACCAAGGAGGCGAAAGCUGUACAGUAACAUAUAAA
Messenger RNA from Anoplophora glabripennis (Asian longhorned beetle), 1151 nucleotides. RefSeq names its product malate dehydrogenase-like. Gene Ontology annotation, molecular function: L-malate dehydrogenase (NAD+) activity. The coding region runs from base 1 to 1143 and encodes 380 amino acids. The record is from RefSeq and is a predicted model, not a curated record. Lineage: Eukaryota; Metazoa; Arthropoda; Insecta; Coleoptera; Cerambycidae. The transcript is spliced from 5 exons. Gene Ontology annotation, cellular component: cytoplasm; mitochondrion. Gene Ontology annotation, biological process: tricarboxylic acid cycle.